This is a messenger RNA of Urocitellus parryii (Arctic ground squirrel), 5777 nucleotides long. The record is from RefSeq and is a predicted model, not a curated record. Lineage: Eukaryota; Metazoa; Chordata; Mammalia; Rodentia; Sciuridae.
CAAAGUGCUUUUGCCAGAGCGGUCACAUAAUCAACCUGAAAGAAGAAAAUAAAUACCGUAUACUUUAAAAUUUUAUCGAUCCUUAAAAACUGGACACUCAAAGCUGCGCAAACCAUGCAGGAUGAUUUACUGAUGGACAAAAGCAAAACCCAGCCCCAGCCCCAGCAGCAGCGGCAGCAGCAGCAGCAGCCCCAGCCCGAGCCCAGCGUARCCGAAGCCCCGUCCACGCCCCUCUCCUCAGAGACCCCCAAACCGGAGGACAGUAGCGCAGUGCCGGCCCUUAGCCCCGCCGCGGCCCCGCCGGCCCCCAACGGCCCGGACAAGAUGCAGAUGGAAUCGCCGCUCCUGCCGGGCUUGAGUUUCCAUCAGCCCCCACAGCAGCCGCCGCCGCCGCCGCAGGAGCCCACCGCGCCGGGCGCGUCGCUGUCGCCGUCGUUCGGCAGCACCUGGUCCACCGGCACCACGAACGCGGUGGAGGACAGCUUCUUCCAGGGGAUCACCCCAGUCAACGGGACCAUGCUCUUCCAGAACUUCCCGCACCAUGUCAACCCAGUCUUCGGAGGCACUUUCUCCCCGCAGAUCGGCCUGGCGCAGACCCAGCACCACCAGCAGCCGCCGCCGCCAGCACCGCAGCCAGCGCAGCCGGCGCAGCCACCCCAGGCGCAGCCCCCGCAGCAGCGCCGGUCGCCCGCCAGCCCUAGCCAGGCGCCCUACGCGCAGAGAAGCGCUGCCGCGGCUUACGGCCACCAGCCCAUCAUGACCAGCAAGCCGUCUUCGUCUUCUGCCGCUGCGGCCGCCGCUGCGGCCGCAGCGGCCUCGUCGGCCUCAUCCAGCUGGAACACGCACCAAAGCGUUAACGCCGCCUGGAGCGCACCGUCCAACCCGUGGGGUGGUCUGCAGGCAGGCCGGGACCCUCGCCGAGCGGUUGGCGUGGGCGUGGGCGUGGGCGUAGGGGUACCCUCCCCACUAAACCCCAUCUCGCCGCUCAAAAAACCCUUCUCCAGCAAUGUGAUCGCGCCUCCCAAGUUCCCUCGUGCGGCUCCGCUCACCUCCAAGUCCUGGAUGGAAGAUAACGCUUUCCGGACCGAUAAUGGUAACAAUCUGUUACCAUUUCAGGACCGGAGUAGGCCCUAUGACACUUUUAACUUGCACUCGUUGGAGAACUCCUUAAUGGAUAUGAUAAGGACUGAUCAUGAGCCUCUGAAAGGUAAACACUACCCUCCCAGUGGCCCACCAAUGAGUUUCGCUGAUAUAAUGUGGAGGAAUCAUUUUGCAGGUCGCAUGGGAAUAAAUUUCCACCAUCCGGGAACAGAUAAUAUUAUGGCACUUAACACCAGGAGCUAUGGGCGGAGACGAGGUCGAUCUUCUCUCUUUCCCUUUGAAGACGCCUUUUUGGAUGACAGCCAUGGUGAUCAGGCCUUGUCAUCUGGCUUAAGUUCUCCUACUCGAUGUCAAAAUGGGGAACGAGUGGAACGCUACUCCAGAAAGGUGUUUGUUGGAGGCCUUCCCCCUGAUAUUGAUGAAGAUGAGAUCACUGCCAGUUUUCGUAGGUUUGGACCUCUCGUGGUAGACUGGCCUCACAAAGCAGAAAGCAAGUCAUAUUUUCCUCCUAAAGGCUAUGCGUUUCUGCUCUUCCAGGAGGAGAGCUCAGUACAAGCCUUGAUAGAUGCCUGCCUAGAAGAAGAUGGGAAACUGUACCUGUGUGUGUCAAGUCCCACCAUCAAGGACAAACCGGUGCAAAUUCGACCAUGGAACCUAAGUGACAGUGACUUUGUAAUGGAUGGUUCUCAGCCUUUGGACCCCAGAAAAACUAUCUUUGUUGGGGGAGUUCCACGACCCCUUCGAGCUGUUGAGUUGGCAAUGAUCAUGGACCGUUUGUAYGGUGGUGUCUGCUAUGCUGGCAUUGAUACGGACCCAGAGCUGAAGUACCCCAAAGGUGCUGGCCGUGUGGCGUUCUCCAAUCAGCAGAGUUACAUCGCAGCCAUCAGUGCACGUUUUGUGCAGCUUCAACACAAUGACAUUGACAAACGGGUGGAAGUGAAGCCAUAUGUGCUGGAUGAUCAGAUGUGUGAUGAGUGCCAGGGCACACGCUGUGGUGGAAAGUUUGCCCCGUUCUUCUGUGCCAACGUCACCUGUCUGCAGUAUUACUGCGAAUACUGCUGGGCGAGCAUACAUUCCCGUGCCGGGCGGGAGUUCCACAAACCGCUGGUGAAGGAGGGAGGCGACCGCCCUCGUCACGUCCCCUUCCGCUGGAGCUGAGCCCAGGGCCGACCCAGCCACAAGUACUGGAGUAGAUAACAAGGAGGGAAAAGAGAGGGCACUGCCUCAGGGCUUACAGCGUUCUGGAAAUCUGUGCAUUCGUUCUCGAUUUUUAAAGAAGAAAUGGGUCUUUUUAUUACUAUUAUUAUUAUUUACAGUCAUAUUACUGAACUCAGUGUCCAGUAUAAUGCAAAACUGCAGAGUGUAUAACGGUACUGAUUUGCACUUUGAUUCACACCUUUGUCUGCUUGGUACCUUAAUUUCUUACACCUGAUUUGUCACUCGUGACUGUACGUAGACUGCCAUUCUCAUCAGCGGCCAUCAGGUUGACGUCUGUGAUUCUUUUGUUUGUUGUUGUUUUGAUUGUUUUGAAACUGGAGCAUGCACUUAUUUUCAGAAACUUAGAGAGUUGCCCCUAGGACAAGACUUACCAAAGGUAAUACUCGUGAGUAGGUGGCAGAUGUAGCAAAACCUUCACAAUUCAGCAAUCAUUAGUUGGGGUCAUUUAGAAUAAGGAUAACCCUAAUGAAAAUAAGCCUUUAGUUGCUCUGUAUUUUGACUUGUAAGGAUACCUCAUAAGCUGGAUCUUUAUUUUCCCUUCAUGUUUGAUUUUUGUUUUGCUGAGGAUUUUGGUUAGAUCUUUUAGUGUUAUGUAAAUUUAUGCUGCAAUAGCUUUUGCUGCUAUUAAAAUGGUAUUAUUAAUACCAUAAUACUCUAUUCAGGCUAAGGUAUCAAUUAAAACAAAAACAAAAACCCAACAACACACUCUUAUGAUUUAGGGAUAGAGAGUCAGCUGCCGAAAGAAGAUCAGAAUAGACUUCAGAAAGCGUCAAUGGAAGGUCACUACUUCUGACUGCAUGUUUACUUAAUCAGGUUGCUGCAUGCAAUAAAUUUUAUAUCCAAUGUCUAGUAUAAAAACCUUCCCACAAUGCACAAAUUAAGAAUCUAUAUAAGCUAUAAAAUACUCAUUUUUUAAAACAAGAUUUUUUUCAUUCAAAGAAUUGGUAAUCGAUCGGAGGAAGGCAUGCCUCAAUAAAUGGAAUGCUUCUGAAUAGGAGGAGCCCAUAACAGAAUGACCUAUAUUACAACCAAUAUAAAACCUAGGUGUAGGAUAUUCUUAAAGCAAAUUUGUGGAUGGUAGAUGAAGUACUUUGCGGUGCUCUGUUAUAUAUUGUGCAAUUUAUUUUAUAUAGUAAAGUGAUUAUGUCUAACUGUGAUCAAACUUAACUGUUUAAAGCCUCUGUGUCAGACAUUAACGAACUUGACAGUUCAUAACUGGUAUAAUAUUAAGUAACACAUGAGCUCUUAGUUACAAUCUCCUAGUGCUUGCACCAUUUUACAUAGCUUCAGACCUUGUCCAGAAAACCAAAGAGCUCAUCUUAGCUUACAAACACUAAGAAUAUAUACAGUAUCUAGAGAUAAGUUGUCAGAUUGACAAACUAGGCACAUCUUUAAGAGAGUUGUGUGAUGGUGAUGCUAAAGAAAUGUCUGUAUAAAAUAAGAUGGCCUGGGCAGAGUUGGUUGUCUGGGUGAGAAAUUAACUACUUAAUUCCCUGGAUUUAUCCUGUAAAGCUUGAAUAGAAUUAAGACCUGCUAGUACUACCGUGGACAUUUUUUUAGCAUUCACUCUUGGGCUGCAGAUAGUAAUAUAUAAACACAUACAAUGAUCGCGAGACUAUGUAAAUCUUUUUUUAAAUCUUCUUCCUGUUUUGGAAUUCUGGGGACAAUCUGACUGGAUGUGACACUGCAGAAUAGACUUAAGUCGCUGUUUUAUGUGCUGUGAUGUCCUUGUAUUGUCUUGAAUUAGUAUUGCUUGUUUUUGUUUUUUUUUUCUCCAGUGUUUAGUUGCAAUUACUGGCUCUCAAGCUAUAGUUUGUUUUCAAAAAGGAAAAACAAAAUAGUUUUUUACUGGAUUAAAAAUGCUUAUUAGAAUCCUCCCCAAUUGAGGUGACCUCUGGGCUUUUUGGUAAUAAUUGCUUUUUUCCAGCCCAGGUGUGGUUUUGUUUGUUCGUUUGUUUUUUUCUAUGUUUGUGGUUUGGUUUGGUUUUUCAUCUGUAUAAGAAAUUUUGUUAUGCACUACUACUUUUUGUAUUCUAGACAGUUUUCAAAAGUUGGCUGAAGAUUUUUUUGUUUGUUUGUUUUUAAGGAAAAAGGCAUGCUUUCUGACUGACAUGAUCUUUUGCAAUACCUCAAUUUUGAAAUAUAGGAAAGAAAAUGAUAUUUUCUAAGUAAGUUUAUUCAGAAAAAUAUAUAUUAAUUUAAUUCUGCAAGAAAAUGAUUUAACAGAUGGGUAACUUUAUUUUUUUCAUGCUUAUUUGUGUUUUUUGAAAAUGAAGAAGUUAGAGCUUUAUAACUAUAAUAUUAAAGAUCAUAUCUAACCUACAGAAAUCUACCUAAUUAUGUGAAAGAAGCAAACUUUUUGAAGAAGCACCCCUCUUUCAUGUACUAAAAUAACACUGAGAUUAAAAAAACACAAAGCUGGAGGAUUGUACAGCAUAAAGCUAAAGUGAAGGAAAAAAACACGUUGUUAUAAAGACUAGGUUACAAAAAUAAACUCCAUUUGGUGCUGAAAGUUGUGAAUAGAUGGUGGAAACUACUUUCCCUUAAUUUGUAUAUUUAUAAUCAAGCGUUGAUUGUGCACGACUGACCAGGAUUGUGAAAGAGUUCUUCUGUUUGUAUUUUUUUAAAGAGAACUUUUUUAGUUUAUUAAAUUAUAACAUGUUCCCUUUUGUUUUGUAAAUAAAUGUGCCCCCAAGUUCUUAAUGUUAUAUUAAAAGAGAGGGUCCUUCAAAAAAAUUAUUUUUUAAAACACAGAGGUGUUCUGACCUGCAACUUGACUGGGAAGCCCCUGGGUAACACAGGUCCUGUUGUGGCCUUUCCUUGAUGUGACACUUGAACUAGUCGAUUUUUUGAAGGCUAUAACCUAACCUCGACUAUUUGUUGUUAUGUGCAAUACUGUUUGUACUGUUUGUAUAAAAAAUAGAAAAAAAAAGAAAAGAAAAAAGGCAUAAAUCUUUAUUGCAGAUUUAUUUUCAUUGCAAACUUUAGACAUUGUGAUUCACUGAAAUCAUUUUUCUACUGUCAAAUAUGUACCUUUUCUUCAUGCUGGUAUUUUUUCAAUAGUAAUGUAGCCUUUGUACUGAGACAAAUUUUCAUUGUUAUUUUUAGAAAGAUUUUUUGCUAAGAAAAAAAUUAAACAUAUUUACAUAUUUUUCAUUUUAUUUCGUAUUUUCUUUAAGGAGUGCUUUCUCAAUCAUUAAUAGAGUUGUUUCUGGGAGGGACUUUCAUAUCUGGUCAAUGUCAUAAUAUUAUUUUGUAUUUUUACUUGGAAUAAAUUAAUUUUAUGAUGCUAAUUCUUUAAAAGUUUAUUUUUUUCAUUUUCAGUUAUUUUUSAAGCUAAAACCUUUGUAAUAUUGUUACUAAAGUGUCUAGUUUUUUGAAAUGCAAAGCUUUAUGUAUUAACUUGCUGAUGUGGUUUACAAUAGUGUGACAACGAUGAAAAUGGUUGGUUAUGUAAA